AUGGAGUCAUCAUCGCCAAGAAUAAAAAACGAUGGGCAUCAAUCAUUCGUUAGUGGUAGCACUGUUGAGCAACAACAGUAUGCUCGACAUUUUGCUAAUCAAAUUGUACCAGAUGUUGAUAUAAUGAUUGUAGAAGGUCGUAUUCAUAAUCCACAAACCAUAAUGCCAACAUCUGUACCAGGUUUUGUUCAAAUUCAAUUUGAUGGUGUUGAACGUUUAGGCGGAUUAUCUUUAUUUGAAGUAAAACAUAACUCGGAUGAUAUAGCAUGUUUAAAUGGUUUAAAAAUGAAACAAAAUCUAACAAAAACAGUACAAUCCCACAUGAUACCACAAAAUGCAACGACAAUCACAAUCACUGGUGAAACUAAUUCGGAAUCUGCAAGUGCAGCUAGAACGAUAGUUACAAAUACAAUCAAUAUUGACCAAAUAUUUAUGGAAAUAUUAGAUGUAAUUGAAAUACAACAAAAAGCGUUCAAUUUUGUGGAAAUGAAAAACAAAUAUAAAUUAUUUGGUCCAAAAUUUCAAGAAUUUACAUUAACAAAAGUAUUUCCAGUUCAUGAACCAGUGAUUGAAAAGGGUGAUGAAUAUAGUAUUAACGAUCUGAUCCACCUUGCUGGUCCAGCUUACGAUCACCGUCUACCCAAAAUAUUACGACAACGUCUUGAAUUAAUUCUUAAUUUCUAUGAUAAAUAUCAACAUUUAGGUAACCCAAAAAUAUUUAAAAAUUGUUUUCAGAAUGCUAGUCAACAAAUGCCAAAAGAAACUGAUAAUGUACCCUGUUUACAAUUGAAAUUUUGGCCAAAGGAUAUUCAACCAUUUCUUAAGCGUUUCGAAGUUAAUCGACCACAACUAUAUGAAAAAAUAAUUCGAAAUUCAUCGAUGCAUGUGAUACCAAAAUGGUCAACAAAAACACCCAAAAUUGACCAAGAUAUUGAAUUUCGUUAUUCAUUUUCAGCUAUUGAACGUUUAUUGGCCGAACAUCGAAAUAAAAAUGAACAGAUAUUAAAUGGUAUAGCACGUUCGAUUUAUUUUAGAUAUCUAAAAGCUGUUCCAGUAAUAAUUCCAUCAUAUUUUGUUAAAACAACCGUCUUAUGGAUGUGUGAAACUCAGGAUUUAAGUACGAUAAAUGAUCCGCGUCAAAUAGCGCAUGCAUGGAUUAAAUUUGCUUGUCAACAGCUGCGUCAGUAUUCAUGUGAACAUUACUUUAUUGAUAAGUUCAAUAUUUUGGCACCAUAUUCUCACCAGCAGUUAGAUGAUGCACGCCAAAUAUUGGAACAGGGUGUCAAUUUGGAUAAAUUGGUACAAUUCAGUAUAUUAAGUGAAAAACAACAAAUGGUUGCAGAACAUAAUCAGGAAAUAGAAUCAUUUAUUCGACAAUUGAAAGUAACAUAUUUUUUUCAAGAUCUUGAAGAUUAUCGUUUAUUAAAGAAAUCUUGGGAUCAUACUGUUAUUGAUGAGAGAAACGAACUUUACCAAUGUUUGUUAAUUAUCAACAGUUUACGUUACGUCGAUGGUGAAAAUAAUAAACAAAACUGGCGUAAAUUUCGUCAGAUAUUUAUUGAGCAAGAAAAAACAUGUACCAAUGAACCGCUGUUUGGUGAGAUGACAACAAGUCCUUCAUGUCCACCAUCUGAAUUCGCUCAAUGCAUUAUGUUUCUUGGCAGUUUCUUAAAAGAUCUUAGCAGUACAUUCAAUGAUCCUUCAGUACAGGUUGAUCGACCAUACGAAUAUCAUCCAUUCGAUUUAGAUGGCUUUAGAAAUGUUGAAAAAGAUGUGUUAAAUCCAGUGAACUUUUUACAUAAUACAAUAGCAUCCAGUUUACCAGAAUAUAUGCAACCAUUAUUUGCUAAAGAACAAGAUCUACAAACAUCGACGGGUUUACAGUACGCAGAACGAAAUCUAUUGGAUUGUCAUCCGAAUGGACCUCUUUUGACCAUGGAAUCCAAUCAGUACCCUGACAUAUUUUCAUCAAAUUAUUUGAUAACACUUUUAGAGACUGCCACUGAUGCCGAUCAGACAAUCGAUGAUUUGAUUACUUUUCAGCAACAUGAAGUUGAUGAUGAGAGUUUGCUUUCUCAAGCUAUAGAAUUAUCUUUAAUAGAUAAUGAACACCACCAGUCAGAGAUGGGCAAGUCCACUACCAAGUGA
Messenger RNA from Didymodactylos carnosus, 2148 nucleotides. Lineage: Eukaryota; Metazoa; Rotifera; Eurotatoria; Philodinida; Philodinidae. The record is from the annotation of a GenBank genome assembly.